CUCUCCAAUUUUCUCUCCAAUGAACCAAACGGCAUCAACCCCAAUGUUCUCAAUUCUCCUAGAUUGGUUUGUCAACGACCCAAAAAUCCUUCAUUUUUCAUGGAUUGAAGGCCAAACUCCAGCAUCAUCCCCACAAUUUCUCACCCUCACUGUUGUCUCUUAUCUCUCCAUCACCCUUUUCCUCUCCCAAAACCACCCCAUCUCCAUUGCACGUCCCCUCCUCCGACGAAUCACCGUCGUCCAUAACCUCAUCCUCAUCAACCUCUCGCUAAUCAUGGCCAUUGGUUGCCUCCUCUCCAUAUUCUUCCAUGCCCCGAACAUACACUACGUGUUAUGUUAUCCGAAAAAUGUCGAGCCAAAAGGCCCUCUCUUCUUCUGGGCCUACGUUUUCUACCUCUCGAAGAUUUAUGAAUACGUCGAUACGUUUCUGAUCGUCGUGAGUAAAUCGAUGAAACGCCUCUCGUUUCUUCACGUCUACCACCAUGCUACGGUUUUGAUAAUGUGUUACAUUGGGUUGCAUACAUCGCAAUCUUCCUUUCCGGUGGUACUCGUUACGAAUUGUGUGGUGCAUGUGUUCAUGUACUACUAUUAUUUACUAUGCGCGAUUGGAAAACGUCCAAAGUGGAAAAGAUUAGUCACUGACAUCCAGAUUUUGCAGUUUAUGUCGAGCUUUAUAAACAUGCUCAUCGUAUUCUUCUUCCAUUUCACCGGAUCAGGUUGCUCCGGCAUCUGGGGUUAUUGCUUCAGUAUGGCUUUCAUUAGCACUCUUUUGGUUUUAUUCAUUGAUUUUCACUCAAAAAAUUAUAACGCCAAGAAGGAUGUAUAAGCGAUGAUCGAUCCAUGAAGAGUAUCUGGAGGGGAUUUUUAACUAAUUUCUUCUGUGUUCUUCAUUUAUGAUAAUUAAUAUUUUUAUGCUAGUAGAAAUUAAGCAG
This is a messenger RNA of Pistacia vera, 932 nucleotides long. Its product is annotated as putative elongation of fatty acids protein DDB_G0272012. Gene Ontology annotation, biological process: fatty acid elongation, saturated fatty acid; fatty acid elongation, monounsaturated fatty acid; fatty acid elongation, polyunsaturated fatty acid. The coding region runs from base 20 to 826 and encodes 268 amino acids. Gene Ontology annotation, cellular component: endoplasmic reticulum membrane. Gene Ontology annotation, molecular function: fatty acid elongase activity. NCBI's taxonomy places the organism in Eukaryota, Viridiplantae, Streptophyta, Magnoliopsida, Sapindales, Anacardiaceae. The record is from RefSeq and is a predicted model, not a curated record. The transcript has a single exon.